AUGUUUACAAUUAAUGCAACACUUGGCUUUAGUUGGGUUAUUUCAUCUUUUGGAUUUUUUCUUUGUUGUCGUUAUUUAAUAGAUCCAUUAACUUAUGUUCGACUAUCAGUAAAUAAAUCAAAUAAUCAUGGACUAUCGUCACCAUAUAUUCGAACAUGGUUCACAUAUUCAGAUGAAGAACGAUGGCAACGAUUAAAUUUAUUAAUUAGUUGGUUGCAUGCUUUUAUAACCGGUCUACUUGUUCUAUAUAGUUUUUAUGCAUAUCCGGAAUUACAAUAUGACUUUGUUAAACACGUUAAUUUUGUUACGUAUUUAACAUGUUCAUUAUCAUUUGGUUAUUUUUGCUAUGAUUUCUGUGAUGUUAUAUCAAACAGAAGAGGAUUAAAUUUAUUUGAAAUCAUAUUACAUCAUAUUGUUAUUUUAAUUUUCUUUGGUUUAAACAUAAUGCGUGUAUUAAAUAUUGGUUAUCAAAUGUUUGCAUUAUUAGCUGAAGUAAAUUCAAUAUUUUUACAUGCUCGAAAACUUUUUCAACUUUUUAAUAUUCCACGUGAGAAUUUUUUCGUUCAGUUAAAUAUGAUUAUAAAUAUUCUAACAUUCUUUUUAUGUCGUUUAUGUAUGUUAUUUUUUGUUACUAUUUUUGUUUAUUAUGAUCGUUAUCGUGUAGGAGAUUCCUAUUAUUUAUUUGUCACAAUUAUUCUCAUUCCAGUUAUGUGGAUAAUAAAUCCAAUACUCUUUUAUCGUGUAUUGUAUACUGAUUUUCUAAAACGAUAUAAGUCACGUAAAUUAAUGUCAUAA
This is a messenger RNA of Rotaria sordida, 795 nucleotides long. The record is from the annotation of a GenBank genome assembly. Lineage: Eukaryota; Metazoa; Rotifera; Eurotatoria; Philodinida; Philodinidae.